Molecule: messenger RNA, 440 nt
Organism: Pocillopora damicornis (cauliflower coral)
Lineage: Eukaryota; Metazoa; Cnidaria; Anthozoa; Scleractinia; Pocilloporidae
Product: trace amine-associated receptor 7d
Biological process (GO): G protein-coupled receptor signaling pathway
Cellular component (GO): plasma membrane
Molecular function (GO): G protein-coupled receptor activity
Source: RefSeq, a predicted model, not a curated record
ACGUUAACAAUGCGCAAGAUGAAAUCAUGGAUAACCUGCAACAACUUCAAAAUCACGUUAGUGCUGAAAACUCCAGCAAGACAAUCGCGAGGAAUGAACUGGCGCCGCAUUCACCUUGGGGUCCAAUGACUAUCAUCAUAGCGAGUUUCCUCGUCGUUGUGAUAUGCCUUGCCACAGUUGGUAACCUUGUGGUAUGUCGACUUGUCUGGGUUUGUCGGCGCAUGCAGAUCCCGUCACUGUACUUUGUGGCUAGCAUGUCAUUUUCUGAUUUCCUCACGGGUUUGCUGGUUUUGCCGCUAAGUUUGGGCUACCACAUUAGUUAUCAGAAUACAGGUCGAUGGACUUUUGGUCGAUUCACCUGCGACCUCUAUUUAUUCCUGAACUUUAUUCUGUGCAGGCCAGAUAACUACUACAUCACCUCAAACAAAAAAUUACCAUAA